UCUCGCAGCCCUAAGUGGACACCGGCAUACCUUGACCGACAGCCCGAUCAGAGUCGCUCAGUUUACCGCUGUUCCGCACACGGACUCACCGGAUCGCCUCAGUCAGAACCGAACCAGAAGUGCGAUGAAGCUGCUAGGAGCGACACAGCCGGAGGACGAGAAGCCGAACAGAAAGCUUCUCAAGCCGCUGAUGGAGAGGCGGCGGCGCGAGCGGAUGAACCGUAGUCUGGAGAGCCUGAGAGAGCUGCUGCUGCAGGGGGCGCAUGUGCAGAGUCUGGCUAACCCGCGGGCGGAGAAGGCAGAAAUCCUGGAGAAUGCUGUCCUGUUCCUGCAGCAGAGGAGCGGGGUGGACCAGGAGUACCAGGAGGGGUUCUCCGCCUGCCUGAAGCGAGCCGUGUGCUUCCUGCGCUCCAGCGGGAGAGAGGCGGAGGAGGGAGCACAGCAGAGAGCGCUGGCCGACCGAUUCUGCCAGUGCUUGAUGGAGAGAGCCAGGGCCGCCGGCCCUCUGACGGACUCCACACAGCUGACCAGCGCCCCCUCCAGACAGGGCGGGGUGAGGACAGUCUCCCCUUCCGAGCGACGCCCGGACUCCCCCUGCGGGCUGUCACCCUGCACCGCGCUUGGGGGCGCCGGAUGCCCCUCCACCUCCACGCUGCAUGCCAUGUCUGUUCGCCGGACACCCCACAGAGCCCCACUGGCAUCCGAGGACCCCAACUGUCGCAGGCGCUCACCCAGAGUCACCCGGACACCUGGGCGGACUCUCCCUGAGGCGCAGAGCCCCUCGGCCCCGCGUAACAGCCAGGGCAGCGCAGUGUGGAGACCCUGGCCGUAGACCAGCAGGCUGGAUCCGACGUGACCUGCACAGAGACGCAUGAGGAGAGGCGGCACCUGGAGCCAGGGCCCUGGACGGCUCUCUCUUGUGUUGCUCUCCUCUCGAGUUCCUCCUGCAGAACACUAUUCAGAAUACGAUUCGCUUCUGACCUGCAGCGAGAGCUGUUUGUCCAGAGAUCAGACCUAGAUCCUGUUUUUCCUUUUCCUGUGGUUCUGGUUCUGCAGUGAUUGGAGGGGGGGAGGUUUGGAGCGCUCUGAGCCUGGCCCCAGUUUCUUGAGCUCUGUGUAGCCAAGCAGUAGGCUAGCGAAACGCAACUAUGGUAUUUUAUUCUCUGUGAGAACUUUUCUUUUAGACGUCUUUUAUUUUCAAAUGUUAUGCAUUCAGUUAGAAAUGAUGGGUAUUUGCUGUUCCAGUGUUUCAGUCGGUGGGAUCCAUGGUGGGCAGGAAGGACUGUUGUUUGUAAAGAUGUCAAGAAAGACCUUCUGUUUUUGAAGGGGGAAAUUGUAAAUAUUAUCAAGCCAUCCCAUUCUGAUUCUUGUUUUUCCAAGUUUAGGGUCUUAAACGGCAAGUUUAUUAAUCCCUUAUUAGGCUUGGUAAUAAACUCAUUAAGUAUAAGUGAGCUGAGUUUGGAAUGAAUAUUGAGGGAUCCUGUAGAGCAGCUCUGUAGGAAUGAGAACUGGAGAACCUUGGUGCUUUAUCCUUCUGUACAAUUUACAGGGAGGCGUGACUUUGCCCCCCUGCUCCUGUACCCUUAUUUAUUUUUUUAAGGACGUUCAUUUUUCUUCCCCAGACAUGUAUGUGUAUAUUUUUGUUAUAAACAAAUAAAC
Molecule: messenger RNA, 1659 nt
Organism: Lepisosteus oculatus (spotted gar)
Lineage: Eukaryota; Metazoa; Chordata; Actinopteri; Semionotiformes; Lepisosteidae
Product: transcription factor HES-7.1-A-like
Biological process (GO): anterior/posterior pattern specification; regulation of neurogenesis; regulation of transcription by RNA polymerase II
Cellular component (GO): nucleus
Molecular function (GO): RNA polymerase II cis-regulatory region sequence-specific DNA binding; protein dimerization activity; DNA-binding transcription factor activity, RNA polymerase II-specific
Source: RefSeq, a predicted model, not a curated record